Molecule: messenger RNA, 939 nt
Organism: Baudoinia panamericana UAMH 10762
Lineage: Eukaryota; Fungi; Ascomycota; Dothideomycetes; Mycosphaerellales; Teratosphaeriaceae
Exons: 2
Coding region: 1-939 (312 amino acids)
Biological process (GO): phosphatidic acid biosynthetic process
Cellular component (GO): endoplasmic reticulum; membrane
Molecular function (GO): 1-acylglycerol-3-phosphate O-acyltransferase activity
Source: RefSeq, a predicted model, not a curated record
AUGAACCUCGUCCUCUUCUGGCUGCUCACCCCAGCAGCAGCCAUCUUCCUAACCGUCCAAACCCUCCUCAUCCUCGGCCAAGUGCUCCGCCGCCACGACCUCGAAUUCUUCGGCCGCACCAUCGCCUUCUUCAUCGCCUUACUCAUAUGCGCAACCUAUGGCACCAUCGCUUCCGCAUGCCUCAAUGUUGCCGGUUACGGCGGGCUGGGCCAGUGGGCCACUGCGCAGAGCUUCAAGUGGACUAUGCUGCUGUUCACGAAUGUUGCAUUUGAGAUCGAUGAUCCCAGAAAUUACUUGAACAAGACACGACCGGCUGUGUUUGUGGGCAAUCAUCAGACGGAGCUGGAUAUUCUGUUUCUGGCGCAUAUCUGGCCCAAGUACUGCUCGGUGACGGCGAAGAAGAGUUUGAAGUACAUACCUUUCUUGGGCUGGUUCAUGUCUCUGAGUAGGACCGUCUUCAUCGAGCGCACCUCGCGCGAACAAGCUGUGGCCGCCUUCGCCAAAGCCGCACAGCAGAUGCACGAACACAAGCAGAGCGUCUACAUCUUUCCCGAAGGCACGCGCUCAUACUAUGACCAUCCGGACAUGCUUCCAUUUAAAAAGGGAGCCUUCCACCUAGCCGUGCAGGCGCAGGUCCCCAUCGUGCCUGUGGUGUCGGCGAACUAUAGCGCCGUGCUGAACUUCAAGAAGCGCAUCUUCCGACAAGGAAGAAUAUCUGUGAAGGUGCUGGAGCCGGUGCCGACGAAGGGAAAGACGAAAGAAGAUGUGGAUGCGCUGCUGGAGGAGGUGAGGGAGAAGAUGCUGGCGGAGUUGAAGAAGCUUACGAGUCAUGCAAGGGAAGAGGGUGUAGCGCUGAAGGAGCAUGAGGCGAGCCAUGCAAAGGCGAAUGGGACGGCAAAGGCGAGUGGGGUGGAUAUGGUACAUAAUGCUGCAGCAUGA